This is a messenger RNA of Lacerta agilis (Sand lizard), 1841 nucleotides long. It is a transcript of the gene PDGFA, whose product is annotated as platelet derived growth factor subunit A. The record is from RefSeq and is a predicted model, not a curated record. Gene Ontology annotation, molecular function: growth factor activity; platelet-derived growth factor receptor binding. Gene Ontology annotation, biological process: positive regulation of ERK1 and ERK2 cascade; platelet-derived growth factor receptor signaling pathway; positive regulation of cell population proliferation. Bases 306 to 941 code for a protein of 211 amino acids. The transcript is spliced from 7 exons. Gene Ontology annotation, cellular component: membrane. Lineage: Eukaryota; Metazoa; Chordata; Lepidosauria; Squamata; Lacertidae.
ACCCCCUGGAAGCCUCCUUCCUCCUUCCUUCUCCCCGUGGCGCUCUUUACCCGAGAAGAGAAACCCCGCGCGCAAAAGGAGACACCGAUCGAUCCUCUGUGAAAUCAAUAAAUCCAAAGAGAGCCCCCCCUCCCUAUCCUCCCCGCCGCCACCCCGAUCAGCGCCCAACCCGGAGAGAACUCCACACCGGUGUGGCGAUCCCUCUGAGGGAUGGUUGUUAUUUUCCCAGCCCAGGGAGGCGGGCUGGUGCUCCUCCUUCGCAGCCCCGUUGAAUUGUAUUCCUGGCUACAGUGCUUGAGACCGCGAUGAGGACCUGGGCAGGAUUUUGGCUCAUAGGCUUGUGCUACCUGGCCCUCGUGCUGGCGGAGGAAGCUGAGAUCCCGCAAGAGGUGAUCGAAAGGCUGGCUCACAGCGAGAUCCACAGCAUCCGUGACCUGCAGCGCCUCCUGGAGAUUGACUCCGUAGGAUAUGAUGAUCCGUCAGAGACAAACUUGAUACCGCAUAGCAUUCACUCUGUCAAACACGGGCAAGAAAAUCGUCCCAGACCUAUUCGCAGGAAAAGAAGUGUUGAGGAAGCCAUUCCUGCCGUCUGCAAAACGCGAACCGUAAUUUACGAGAUACCUCGGAGUCAGAUCGACCCGACGUCUGCUAAUUUUCUGAUAUGGCCGCCGUGCGUGGAGGUGAAGCGUUGCACGGGCUGUUGCAACACCAGCAGUGUGAAAUGCCAGCCGUCGCGGAUACACCACAGAAGCGUCAAGGUGGCAAAAGUGGAAUAUGUUAGAAAAAAGCCAAAAUUAAAAGAAGUCCUGGUGAAGCUAGAAGAGCAUAUGGAAUGCACCUGUACGUCGUCAAAUUCUAAUUCAGAUUUUCGAGAAGAAGAAACGGGAAGGCCUGGGGGGAAAGGUAAAAAACGGAAAAGAAAAAAGUUAAAACCCUCAUAAAAAAAUACUGCCGAUGACCAGAUGUAAGGUGAAAAUAAGCUAGAAAACAUUUCUCUCUGGGACAUGGAUGUACAUUGUUUGUUACAUUCCUGAACCUACUAUGUAUGGUGCUUUAAUGACUGUAUACUUCAUUCAUUCUCCUACGUUGGGGGGGAAAUUGUCUUAAAGAAAGAGAGAGAAAGAGAGAGAGAGAGAGACUUCACGAGAACAAAGAGACAAUGUACAUUUGUUUAAUACGACAUCAAAGCAAGUAUUGUAGCACUCUACGAAACAAUACGAAAGUUUCCCUGUCCAAACAACAACAACAACAACCCAAGAAGACAACUCAAGAAAAAAAUGGCAUUGGUAGAGGAAUACCAAAAGUACCCUGGCAACACGACAAAAGACAAUGCUAAAUUAAGUGAAGAACAGAUUUCCUCUGGGAAGAGCAGUCAAUGGUGCUUUCUUUUCUGUUUGUUUUUGUCAAGAAAUGUGUCUGCAUUCUUGAUAAAGGUGGAUGGACAUUGAUGGAUGGACACUGAUGGAGUUUAGGCACACAUACAAAAAAAAAAAGAAAGAGCAGGAAUGUAUCAAAUGUCACAGCAGACACUUAUAGAAGCAGUGCGAUUUUGCUUGACGGUAUUUUAACGUCUAUACAAAAAAAAAUCCUUCUGGGGCGCCUUAAGUGGAUGUUUUUUUUUUUGUUUUUCUUUUUUUUACACCAUAAAGUUAUUAUUAAGCUUUCUUUUUACUCUUUGCCUAGCUUUUUAUUAUCCUUUUUGGACUACAUUUACCAAUAACCCAUAUAGAAGACUGCUGUAGCGAUGGCGAAGCGGGACAGACAGACAAGUAUGGAAUUUCUCCUAGUGGGAUGCAAACUAAUGAGAUGUAUUAAAAUAAAAAUGGUAUACCUAUGCAUAA